CGUAGGCAUUUAGAAAAAUCUUCUCUAUCGACGUUGAUCAAGUUCCUCGACGUGUUUCACUUCACCUUAAUCUAAUCAGUGGCGCCAUCUUUUUUUUUUUUACGUUAAGUCGCGAGACGCUGUCAUGAUUAAGUUGCUUUUCUUCUUUCCUUCCUUCGUUGAGAUUUAAACUGCCGACGAGAGAUUUUCACGAGACUUAAUCGGUGAUACUGUUUUAAAAAAUAUUAACGGCGAUUAAGACCGGGGAUGGAGAUAUGUAAGGAAUUUUAAUCAAAUCCGUGGCACUGUUUUUAAAAUGUUAACGGCGAUGCGAGAUUUAGACGAAAAGAAAAAAAAAAAGAGAGAGUAUUAAGGCAGUGUUUUAAAGAUAUUAACCGAAUCGAUGUGAAAUUUUGACGAGAGAAAAGAAAAAGUAUUAGAGUAUUAAAUCAGGCCUGUUAUGAAAAUAUUAACAGCUAUGCGAGGUCUUAAUAAAGAAAAAGAGGGAAAAUUAGGACAGAGGAGUACGAUAUAAAUCAGUGGCACUGUUUUAAAAUGUAUUCCCUGGGAAUGAAAAUCGUGUCGACUAACCGGAGGAGAUAUUUUCUUCAUUCAGGGGGUCAUUAUAUUUGAUUCGGGUAAAUUAUAAUAAAUCACUCGCAACGUCUCUUCGGGGUAAUGAAUAUCUGUUUGAGCUUGAGUCGAAUAAUUCUUUGGUUCGAUGAAUUUCUUGCUUUUUUCGCUUUUCUUUCUCAGGGCGUUAAUGCCGAGAUUUUCCAGGAAGGGCUUGAUUGUACAUUUAUGUGGACUGCUCGGUGGGCUUACCCUCGACCUCGGGUUCAGAUUUAACGAAAUAGCGGCGCCAUUGCGUGAAUUAAGCACCCCUCGUCGAAUUAAUCGGUCUACUUGCUACGUUCACGGGGUUACACGGCGUGAGAACAACGGGGAGAGUUUUCCAGCGACCCGCCAGAGUGGGCAUUGCUCGUAUUUCCCCGUUUCCUUGGCUAAGAUCUUUAUUAAAAAAAAAAAAGAGAGAGAGAGAAAGAAUUGAUACGCUCCUUGGCUCCUUCGAGACGAUCGUCUCGUCCUCGUCGUCGUCGUAGUCGCCCCUCUUUUUCGAUUCCUAACCUCAGGGCGCACCGCCCGGGUGGCCCGAUAACUCUUUUACAGUUAAAUAUAACGAGUAAAUGCCGAGCAUACCGUAGUACACGGAGUUUUUGACUACACCUUCGAGUAGAACGAUAGAUCCCCUCGUGACCUGAUCACGUAUCCCCGUACGCUACUAUUGUAUAUUAUUUUUUUUUUAUAUAUAUAUAUAUAUAUAAAUAAAACCAUCUACGGCCGACCGGUAAAAUUCUCAAUCUUGUGUCUCGCUGGAACUCGCUUUUAUGCAACGAUUUUUCUUCUCUUCACGCUACAUUUUUCUUUUUUUUUUCUUUUUCUUGGGGGAAAUGUAUUCAUUGUGGAAAUGCGCUUCGUAUCGUCGUGGGCGGAAUCUAAUCGAUUGAAUUGUCUGGAAUCGUCUGGGAAACGUAAAAUUGGAAAUGAGAUUUUUGAGGAGUUGGCGCCAUCUGGCGGCUGCUUAGGGAAACUUAUCCACGUUUAGUAUGGACAUUCACCUAGUUUUACGCUGAGUCCACGUGUUACUAAUAAAUUUGAAAUAUAUUAAUACAGCGAUGUGAUGAUAUUCAUAUUCAUUGUCACAUUAAAUUGUGGUGUGAAGUGAUUUAUGCUUAUUAGCGCGUGUACGUUCGGUAAAAACAGAUACAAAACAUGCAGAAACGUGUAGUCUCGUUUUCAAGUCAUUUAUAUCGCGUACAAAACUUGUAAUACAAAAUACCUAGUAAUUUACCGAAAAAACUAUGUAGGAGUAUGUAAAUUACCUGGGAUAUUUUACUUACCGAACCCUAAGCUGAAGUUCCUAGGAUCGUGCGUGCGUACAGCAUGGAAUAGGAUACAAUCUCCUUCCAGUAUUUUGGAAAGGAUUUUAUCUUGAAACAACGAGACUGGAAUAAAAGUGUAACUAAUUUUCGAAAUAAAAUGAGUAAUUCCGACGAUACUUUUGCUCAGCUUCAAUUGAAUUCAUGGAUCGUGGCACAGUGCAAGUCUAUAGGUAUAUCAACACCUACUCCGAUUCAGAAAAAUUGCAUUCCACGCAUUUUGGCUGGUGACGAUUGUAUCGGGUGUGCGAAGACUGGCAGUGGAAAGACGCUUGCAUUUGCUCUGCCCAUUCUACAAGUAUUAUGCGAUGAUCCUUACGGAAUUUUUGCUCUCGUAUUGACUCCAUCGAGAGAAUUAGCAUUUCAAAUCGGCGAUCAAUUCGCUGCAAUUGGUAAACCAAUUAAUCUUAAGAAAUGUGUCAUCGUUGGAGGCAUGGACAUGGUGGCUCAAGCUCAAGAGCUAGCCAAAAGCCCUCACAUCGUUGUCGCUACACCGGGACGCCUUGCAGAUCAUUUGGAGAGCUCCGAUAGUUUCUCCCUGAAAAGAAUUAAAUUCUUAGUAGUUGACGAAGCUGACAGAUUACUGGGAGGAGAAUUUGAUGGGCAGAUGCAAACGAUAUUUCAAGCACUACCAAAGAAUAAACAGUCCUUGUUUUUCAGUGCAACGAUCACAGAUACAUUGAAUGAACUGAAGCGGAUAGCAUCUAAAAAGGUUUUUACAUGGGAAGCUCAAGAUGACACAGGAUUAGCGACGGUCAAACAACUGGAUCAACGAUAUGUACUGAGUUCAGCAGAUGCACGUGAUGCGACGUUAGUAGAAACUGUUAGAACAUACAGAGACAACAAUAAUGAUGGGUCGAUUGUCAUAUUCACUGAUACGUGCAAACGUUGCCAAUUAUUAUCGAUGAUGCUGACUGAAAUAGGAUUUACAAAUGUAGCAUUGCAUUCGAUAUUAAAGCAAAAAGAACGUACAGCAGCUCUUGCAAAGUUCAAGUCUAACCUUGUCAAGAUUUUGAUCGCAACAAAUGUAGCGGCUAGAGGUCUUGAUAUUCCUACGGUCAAGUUAAUUAUUAAUCAUGUAUUACCGAAUAUUCCAAAGGAGUAUAUUCACAGAGUCGGCAGAACUGCCAGAUCUGGAAGAGAAGGAAUGGCAAUUAGUAUAAUUACACCAUGCGAUGUCAAGCUGUUGCAAGAGAUAGAAAAUACUAUCGGAACAAAACUAACUGAGUACAAAGUAAAUGAUAACGAAGUUGUUAAAAUUUUCACUCAAGUCUCAAUUGCCAAGCGAGAGGCUGAACUACAUCUUGACGAGACCGAUUACUUUGAGAAGAAAAUUAUGUAUAAACGAAAGAAACUAAUUAUGGAAGGAAAGGAUCCUGAUGAAGUGGAAAUUCUACUUAGUAAAAAGAAAAGAAAAAAGAAAAAGAGUGAAGCAGUGAUAGUACGAUCACUGGGAUGAAACCGAUACAUUUGAGUGAUUAUCCAGAAAACUAGAUAAAACUGAAGAAAGUUGAACCGACGCCAUUCUAUUCUAAAGUAGAAUUGGUACAUAAAAUUUGUGAUUUGAAGUCACUGAAUUUUUUUAAUGAACUGUUAUAUUAAAUAAAGACUUAGUGUAAGCAACUACAAUGUAAUUUAUGAUCGCAAACCAGUUGAAGAUGGUUUAAUAAAAUAAAGAAAAUCACCGAA
Molecule: messenger RNA, 3608 nt
Organism: Orussus abietinus
Lineage: Eukaryota; Metazoa; Arthropoda; Insecta; Hymenoptera; Orussidae
Gene: Dbp45A
Product: probable ATP-dependent RNA helicase DDX49
Exons: 6
Coding region: 2020-3378 (452 amino acids)
Molecular function (GO): nucleic acid binding; ATP binding; RNA helicase activity
Source: RefSeq, a predicted model, not a curated record